AUGUCCGUCAGAACUGUCCAAACAUCUUUCACAUCCCACAGCGCCUCCACAGCCGCACUGUCUACCAUGAUAGCUACUUCCAAUGUCCUCACCGCUGUCGACCUCAAUGUCGCUUACCCACCUGGUCUCGAAAGCUAUCGUGCGGACAAGGGACUCGUCAUCCGUGGUCGCUCGUAUAGUGGUUCUGCAGCGAGGAACUCAUACUCUAACCAGGCCAGUGGUGGUCCGAACUUGAGUUACUCGCGCAGCUCUAAUCGAGCUGGGAGCAACAAACGCUAUCCACAUGGAAUGCGUUUGCCUUCCUCAUCCUACAACCAAACGCAGAACCAGACCCGGAGAGCUGGCUUCUCCAGCUCAACGAAGCAGGAAAACAGCCUUCUUGGCCCAUCAUUGUACCAACGUACGGAGCGCUUUGAUCCAUUCGGAGACUCGAAGGAACCUCCUCUAUCCACCUCCCCCGUUUUCACCUCUACUGGGCCGUCGAACGUAUCCCAACCAUUAUAUACCCACUAUUAUUAUUACGACCCGAACACGAACCGCCCUACGCUCGCUUACGCUGACGACAAGAAUUCAGCUAAUGCUGCCAACCUUACUGCCUCUACUAAUCUUCUUCUGGACACACUCCUUAAUGGUCGUCGAUCGCCGUCUCCACCGCAGCCUACUAUGUCCGAUCCAUCACCGGUCGCAGUCACGGCUGAUUCCCCAGUUCAGCCUCAAACUCGGUCUCCAUCUCCGCCGCACUCACUACGUCCACGAGCUGCGGCGAUUUCACGUCCAAGCUCUACGAUUACGCCCUCUCCUAUUCUCUCGCAGCCGAUUGCGAGUGUAUCGCCUCCUCCCCCUCCUAUCAAGGUGUCCAAGGCUCAACGAGACGCUAUAGCACGUAUCGUGGCAAACAUGCUAUUGAAUCGUGCUGAUGGCAUUAGCCGACGUGGACGCAGAUGCAAUAACACUGGUUAUGUGAAGAGUGGACUGUCGAGGGUGGUUUCCGUAGAGUGA
Messenger RNA from Lentinula edodes (shiitake mushroom), 999 nucleotides. RefSeq lists its product as uncharacterized. The record is from RefSeq and is a predicted model, not a curated record. NCBI's taxonomy places the organism in Eukaryota, Fungi, Basidiomycota, Agaricomycetes, Agaricales, Omphalotaceae. Bases 1 to 999 code for a protein of 332 amino acids. The transcript has a single exon.